Molecule: messenger RNA, 1605 nt
Organism: Pecten maximus
Lineage: Eukaryota; Metazoa; Mollusca; Bivalvia; Pectinida; Pectinidae
Product: sodium- and chloride-dependent glycine transporter 2-like
Exons: 9
Coding region: 1-1023 (340 amino acids)
Biological process (GO): sodium ion transmembrane transport
Cellular component (GO): membrane
Source: RefSeq, a predicted model, not a curated record
AUGAGUCUCAAAUCUUAUCAAUCAGCCCUCGUAUGGCUAGAGGCCGCACUUCAAGUGUUUUACUCACUGUGUCCAGCCUGGGGACCGAUCAUUACCCUGGCUAGUUAUAACAAGUUCAACAACAACUGUUUCAGGGAUUCCAUCAUGUUGACGUUUAUAUGUGAAGGGACCAGUAUAUUUGGUGGAUUCGUAGUGUUUGCUGUAGUUGGAUUCAUGGCUGAGAAGAAUGGAAUGACCAUACCGGAAGUUGUCACGUCAGGACCAGGUCUAGUUUUCAUGGCCUAUCCAGAGGCACUUGCUCAACUUCCACUGCCCAAUGUGUGGUCCGUGAUAUUCUUCCUAAUGCUGCUUAGUGUUGGACUGGACACUCAGUUUUCACACAUGGAAACGAUAGUGACAGCUUUGCUCGACCAGUUCCCUACCCUGAGGAGGAAAAGAACUAUUGUACAUGCCUUAGUCUGUGCCAUCUGGUUCUUGCUUGGACUUGUUUUAUGUUCCCAGGGCGGUAUGUACGUGUUCCAGCUAAUGGACUGGUAUAUCGGUCUGUCUAUACCGGUAUUUGGUUUCAUAGAGCUUCUUAUCAUUGGUUGGAUAUAUGGAACGGAGCGGUUCUCCCGUGACGUCACCAUGAUGAUAGGAUAUGGAAUCCCUGUGGUGAUGAGAAUUGCUAUCAUUUUUGUAGCGCCGGCUGCACUUCUGUUUGUGUUUGUUUUCGCGUUUGGUACAUAUGAAGCCCCAUCUUAUGGGGCCUAUAAAUACCCCACCUACGCCACUGCAGUAGGAGUAUUGAUAGGAACAGUCCCACUAGUACCUGUCGUUGUGAUGGCUUAUGUAGCCAUCAGGAAGAGUCAGGGUAAAACAUUCACAGAGAGAAUCACAAACGCAUGUAAACCCUCUCAGCACUGGAAACCUGCGUCAACAGAGCAUGCGCAAAGUUACGUGUAUCCUGAACUUCCGGAAUACAAAACAUUCUGGAGUCGACUCAAAGUGAAUAUUCUUGGAACAAAUGAUUACAGACCAUAAUAUGUCAUUGUAAACAUUAUACAUUGAUAUUUGCCGUAUUGUUUGCAUUAUGACUUUAGAUAAUUGGAAAUAUAUGCAUUAGUUAUAACAAAACAACUCUAAAUGACGUGAGAAUGUAUUUAAAGUAGUUAUUACUUAGGAAUUUAUUAUUACAUCAAUUUGAGGUGAAUGUUUGUCAUAUGUGAUGAAAUGGAGUUGAUCUGAGUCUUAGCCAUUUGUGAUGAGAUUGGGGUAAUAUUUAGCAAUUUGUGAUGUGACUUAGAUGAGAAUUGGCCAUUUGAGAUGUGUUUUAGCGCCUUGUGAAGAGAUUGAGAUGAGACUUUGCCGUUUGAGAUGAAAUUGAGGUGAAUCUUUACCAUUUGUGAUGAGAUUGAGGUAAUAUUCAGCAUAUAUGGAUGUGAUUGAGAUGAGACUUGGCCAUUUCAGAAGAUAUUGACAUGGUAUUUGGCGACAUGUGAUGUGGUUGAGAUGAGAUCUUGACCGAAGUUUGAACAUUUUAUCUGCCUCAACAUUACUAGAUAUUCCCCAUGGAGUAGUUAGUUGUCAGUUACUGUUUAUAUAUUAAAUAUAUCGUGUAAUUUA